UAUUACAAACUGCAAGGACUAAUAAAGGUCGAUAGACCUCCUAUCCUUAUUAUUAUUGAGGACUGAAGACUUUUAUUUACGCGCUCAUCCCGGAAGUGGUGGACACAAAAUUGACCUUGAGUUGUUUGUAAAUGGCAUAUGUAAGUUAGCUUAUGAGAUUUCAUAACAUUGGAGAUGAACUGUUAUCAUACUGAAUGACUUUCCAAAAAGGAUGUUACGACAUUGGGCAGUGAAUAUAUGCUCAUUGUGUUCCCUAAUCCCAUUACUCAAUGUACUGAUGAUCGUAUGUUCAGAGAUUUUCGGAACUAAAAAUGCAACAGAAGCAACAAACAAAAGCAAUACGAUAGUAUGCGUCCGGAUGUAUUUUUAAGAAUUUCCAAUCUUCCACUUCACCACGGUCGCACGAGAUUUUCUCACUUAAUAUAAUUUGAAAUUUGAUUUAUUCUGAUAGCUCUUGUCAGUAACCUCAGUGAUAACUUUGAUCAUAGCAAAACAACCAUCGUGAACCCUUAAUAUUUUUCGACUGGUCAACCAACAUAUUGAAGUUUUUUGUCCUACACAGACGCUGGUUUACUAUUGAAUAUUCGUGUAUAUAGUUCACAGACUACAGGACACUAGUUUCACGUAGGAAUCAAUGAAUAUCACUGCUAAAAGUAAAAUAUUUGAUUUCGAAAGGUUUGCCACACUGCAUUGCCUUCAAGCUUUGCAUCCGUGAAAUCCUUUGGUUUUCGUGAGUACAGUGUAAAAUUAAUGUUUGUCAACCAGAUUUUUAUUACAUGAUAUACCUAUCGUUUUAGAGAUUAGUAAUGCAAAAAUCUAGUUCUUGCCUACCACUCUUAAUUUCAGUUCGUGAACGAAGUCAUCAUCAUCAUUACUAAUUGCACCCCAAGUCGUUUCCAUAUAUAAGACGUAAAGAAUUGAUACAUCAAUUUUUUUCUAUGCUCAAUGCCUGAUCGUUUGGAUGGGUGAGAAACACAAGGUAUAAGUCCUGAGUGAUCUUAAAGAAGCAAUUAGCGUUACGGUAGGAGACGUAAAUAUUUUCGAAUUACCACUCAAUGCUCUGAGAAACUUUCCACUUUGGAUCGUUUCUACUACACAAAACUACUUCAUCCGAAUACUUUAAGUACAUGUGUAGUUCUUGUGGUGAGGAUUUGAACUGUAAAAUAUUAGACUAAGGAAAUGUUAUUUCUAGAGAUCAAUCUACAAUAAAAAUAAUUAAAAAUAUCAAUGGAUAGCCGUAUAAUUGCUUAGGGUAGCUAAUCUAGGUGAGGACAGAAACUCUUCGUUCUAAUGUGUUAGACUCAGUGUAAAAUUUCGACUCUAAUUUUUAAUCAUAUUCCUUUUAGUCAACUUUCAUUUUUCUAAAUUAACAUUCAUUGUCAGUCUCGGCGGCUACUCUUGUUCGAUCGAAAAGAAGUAGACUUACUGGGCGGCGAAAAUCUGUUUUCUAAGCUGCAAACCGUUAGCACCAACUGCACAGCAUAUGGUCGUGGUCACAUAUGGUUUGGGGAUUCUUAUGGCUUUGUACAUCGUGUAGAUCGGGGUUUACACAUAAUUUCAUUUCAAGCUCACGACAGCUGUGUUCACCUAAUGCAUCAAAUGAAGGAGCAUGAUUUACUCAUAACUAUUGGUGAAGACAAAACAAAGGAGAUCAAUUUAAAAGUAUGGAACCUUACAAAAUGGACAAAUAAAAUGACACCAUUUUGUUGUCGGGUCACAUCGGUCACUCCCUCUGGGCUUCCUCUUGCUUACGUUACUUGUUUGGCUAUAGACGAAGGUCUUCAUUAUAUGGUUUUGGGUCAUGUGAAUGGUAUAGUUCAGUUAUUCAAAGGAGACAUCACUCGUGAAAGGCAGUGUAAACGUUCUAUUCUCUAUGAAUUUCUAUGUCCUGUCACUGGGUUAGGUUUAUACGUCCCAAAUCAUCAUUAUCAUCAACAAAAUAAACAACAAAAUUGCGCGAAUAGUGAUCUUUCAAAUAUUAAUCAAUGUUUAGAUCCUAUUGUUUUCGCAGCUUCAGAGCAAAGUUUGAUGAGUUUCGUACUUGGUCAAAGAGAGAAAAUUAAGUAUAAGACUGUACUGGACCGGUUUGGAGUACGACCUCACUGUACAACUAUGCUAUUUACUGAUGAUAUUACUGGAGCCAGUCCUCAGUUUGCUGUGGCAUGUUCAGAUGCUGUAUACUUCUACAAUUGGGAUGGUAGGGGACCUUGUUUAGCUACAGAUGGCGAAAAAAUUGCUUUAGAAACAUACAAAAAUUAUUUGAUUAUACUGAAAAAUACCGGAGAAUCACUAGUCAAUUCCUAUAACCCAUUUUUAAACUUAUCAUAUAAAAAUAAAGAUAUAAGGAAAUCAUUGUCAUCCUCAUCAUCAGCUGUAGCAACAACAACAAACACUACUGCAACGACAACAGCGACAGGAACAACACUUCCACCACCGCUCCCAUCAUCUCAAUCAUUUAAUUAUAUUACUUCGGGUACAAUUGUUAUCCAAGAUUAUAAUAAUAAAUUUGUUGCUGGUGAAUUUCAUUUCACCUACUUCAAAGCAUUAUUCAUUGAGUGGAAUGGUAUUUAUUUAUUGUGUGGAAAUGAAUGUUUCAAUCAAUCAAUAGAAGAUACAUUGAAUAAUAAAGAUGAGGAUGUUGUUGGAACAACUUCGAAAAUGAUUUGUUUAACUGAAAAAGAUACUCAAAUUAAGUUGGACAUGUUAUUUUCAAAAAAGAAUUUCAAUUUAGCUAUUGAGAUAGCUAAGUCUCAACAUUUUGAUGAAAAUGAAUUAGCUCACAUAUUUUGGCGUUACGCUGAUCACCUUUAUAAACAAAAAGAUUAUGAUGCAUCUAUUCGUGAAUAUAUCAAAACAAUUGGUAAACUUGAAGCAUCAUUUGUUAUCCAGAGAUUUCUUGAAGGCAGUCACAUCAUUCAGUUAACUACUUAUUUAGAAGCAUUAAAAGAACGAAACUUGUCAACAAGUGAUCAUUUAAUAUUACUCCUUAACUGUUAUUGUCGAUUACAAGAUGUAGAUAAGAUAGAACAAUUUGUUAAAGCUCCUAUAAAUCCAAUGUUAGACAUAACAUCAGCUUUGCAUGUUUUAAAGCAAUCAAAAUAUAUUAAUGCAGCUGUCAAACUAGCUGAAAAUACUGACCGAUACAUAGACUGUAUAGGUCUUUUAAUAGAAGACUUAAAUGAUGGUAAAUCAGCACUUAAAAUGAUCAACAGGUUGAAUUUCGAUGAAGCAUUGAAAUCUAUCAGUGAAUAUGGACAUCAGUUGAUCACUCGUUGUCCUGAGGAUACAAUUAAGCUUUUGGACAAACUAUGUGCUCAUCCGGAUGCUAGUCGAAUCAAUGUACAACACUUCUUGAAAGUGUUUGUCAACAAUCCUAAAGGUUUAAUGCAGUUUCUUGAUCGUUACAUCAAUACGGCUUCACCUUCUAAAUUGGUUGCAGGAGUUGUGGAUACAUUCUUAGAAUUAUUAUUAUAUGAAGCGAAUCGAUUGGAAGCUGAUAAAUCAAUGACCAGUGAAGAAUCAGUUCAACUAUUUCAAAUGGCGAUGCAAUUAUUAUCGAAUAGUGAGCUGCAAUACGAUGAAAAAAAAGCUUUAGUUGUUUGCCAUCAGCGACAAUUUUACAAAGGUUGUAUCUAUUUAUGGGAGAAACAAAAGUUAUAUGAUCAAAUCCUUCGAUAUUACAUAUCACAAGAUAUGAAUGAAGAGAUAAUGAGUGUAUGUGAAGAUUAUGGUAACCAAAUGCCAAAUUUAUGGCUUACUGCUUUGAUUAAUUACGCACACAAACCCGAACAUUCAGAUAUUCUUAAACGAGUCAUAGAUCAAGUGGACCGUUUAAAUCUGGCAUCACCACUUGUUGUCCUACAGUUAUUGUGUGAUAGUGAUCAUGAAAAUUGUUGUAAUGUUGGAACGAUACGUGAUUAUCUUCUACGCCACUUAGAAGCUGGCAGUAAUCGAAUUAACAGUAUGAAAAAUGAAGUGGAUCGUCUCCGUAAGGAAACAAUGCAUAAUCGUGAAGUAGUACGUAAAUUAAACAAUCAAGUGAAAAUAUUCCAACAACAAAAGUGUCAGCUGUGUCAUCAAAGUCUGGACCCUCCAUCAAUCCAUUUUUUAUGUGACCAUUCUUAUCAUAGGGUAUGCUUUGACAACUAUGCUUAUGGUGACCAACAAUGCCCUCAAUGUGCACCUCAAAAUAAGAAAUUGUUGGCCGAAAUCAAUAAUACCUUGCCAAUUAAUAAAUCAAUAUCUGGGAAUGUUAAAGAAUCACCUGAUCAGUUAUUAAUUCAACUGAAAACUGCAUUAGAUCUAGCGAAAGAACUACCUACUACUAAAGAAUCUCAUAAUAUACCUUCUUUUGCAAAUAACAUUUCCACUACAACUUUGAUGACCGAUUUCAAUUCAUCAUCAAUUCAUUCUCCACUUUUAAGUAAAGCUCUAUCUAAUGUUUUAGCUCAGAGUUCUGGGCUAUUAACUAAUCAAAGUAAAUCAAUCGGUAGUCAAAAUCUAAAAAAUGCUAAUCAUGAUGAUGUCAUGUCUGUAGAUAAACAAUCCAUUGGAUCAUUGAAAGUUUCAACUUCUUAUAAGUCUCCAACAUUACCUAGAAAUUCUUUGUCGAAUCAGACUACUUUGACUUCGACAAAUGCUAAAACUCCCUAUACUGCUAGUGAUUAUCACAGUUCAUCAACCAACCCUUUUGAAUUGGAAUCAUCUAUGUCUGUUGGUUAUUUCUCAUCUACUAACCCAGCUCAAUCUAACUUAUCUGUACAUAAACCAUUAAAUCCAUUUGAUGAGACCAGUGAUUCUGUCAAUUUUAAUGAUGAUGAGGGUGAUGGUAAUGAAAAUGUAACAUCUCAUUCAUUUAGUCAUAGAUCUGAACAUCAUGAGUCUGUGGAUGUGGGUUUCAAUGAAUCUCUGACUGGUGAACAGCAACGACAACAAAAUGUUUAUAAGCCACGAUCAUUAAAUCCUUUCGAUUGGGAUUAAUACACGAGAUUGUGGUUUAAUUUUUGCACUAUUACUGUUUUAAAAAUAAUUAUAAUUUCGCCGGUUUUUAUUUUCGAAGUAUAUCUAUUUUAUUCAACUAUUUAACUUUCUCAUUUCUAACCAUCAACAUUACUACUGAUAAUCAUUCCUGUUUUCAAUUUCCCUCAGUUCUUGUAUGUGAUUUCAUUUUUUUGUCAUGAUGCCUACUUUGUAUUUUGUAGUUUUCUGACAUUUGUUCGGUAUUAAUUGUAAUCAUAGUUUUCUUCUGGAUUUUUUUUCAAUAGAAAUGUUUAGAUCCAACCACUAAGUUGUAAAUUACUCCGUUAAUAUUAAGUUCUAAUCCUGUCAUCAAAAUACAGUUGCUUACUUGAUAUUAAAUUUCCAUGAUGAUGUAAGGAGUAAGUCGAUUCUGUAUUGCAAGUUUUCCCACAACUCAUAUCUUCUUAACUUUAUUAUACCGAAUCAUGUUUCAGCUGUGCUAGGGCUGACUUCUAAAGUUAAGCCCUAGCGGACUCACAUAGUCAAUUCUCUGUAACUUCAUUACCUUUGGAGUCUACAAAGUAAAAUAAAUUUAAUUCUUUUGGUAAUGAUAUCCUCAAUUUAUAGAAUUUAUUAAAUAAUUGUUCUGAAAGAGAUAUCUAACUGAUCAACAAAUGUUCAACGAACUAUUCCAAAAAAUGACCUGUGACAAAUUUUUACAAAAGAAUAAAAGUUUUUAUCACCCUCUGACUAACUGAUGGAAACAAUUACUCGUAGCUCAACAGUUAGUCCCAUUUUGUUAAUCACUCCUCUUAGGGUUUAGUAUACUGUGUUUUGCUAGAGAAGCUUUUGACUGUAAUAGAAGCUGAACUGGUAUUUUUGCUAAAUUCGUCUUGUUUGUAAAGUUAGAAUCAACUAACUUAAGCAGAAAGUUUGUACCACGACAUAAUUCAAUAUGUCUCAAAAGUACUUUCUAUACUGUACAAAAACACUUGGUUUUUCCUAAUUGAACAAACUUUGGACCGUUGGUCUUCUGCAUCCAAGUCAAAUAUUAGAAUCUUAAUCUUUACAUUGUCCAUAUAUCAUUGCAAAAUGACGUAGUUGGUGGGCUAGCUUUUGCCGCAUAUCCAGUUCUGCAUAUCACUGAAAUCCUUGUACAUUAGAUAUAGUCUGUCCCUGAAAAGAUAUACCACAAUGCACGACCUGUCGAUCUCAGGAGCACCUUAACGUGCUCCACUGACUUCCGGACGAUAUUGAAACGAAAUUAUGAUUGGUUUUGGCACCGCAACGUACCCAGCAAACAUUUUGAAACUGCAGAGAACCCUGUAGUAAUAUUUGAACUUCAAUCUUGUACUAGAACACCUUCCGCAGUGCUUUGGCGAUAGAGUUAGCAGAUAAACACGGUUGUCUUAUAUACACCACAGAUGUGGACAUCGACACAAAAAAAGAAAUGUCCAUCCUACUAACUUGAACAAUUAUCAAUGAAAACCUGUAUUCGGUAUGCUAGUAGCAUGUUGAAGAACUGUCCACAUUUUAGCAGCCCUAUAUUUGACCAGUUGGAUCAGACGAUGAUGGUUGCUAUCGAUUUAUACAUUCCGUCAAUCCUCGUAAAUACUUAUUGACGUAAAUCGCAUUAGCGAAUAACGGAAAUGAAGUUUGGGUACGUAUAUAAUGUAUACUCAUUGAUUUCAACUGACAAUCGAGGGAACAACGAUAAGUGGAAAGAACGAAAAGAAAUGACGCAAAAUGAAGAGGACAAGUUUGUGGAGCAAAGCUGUUGAACUACAAAAUCUAAAGCCGAGUGAAACAAAGUAUAUCGGAGGUCAAACUUAUAAACAAACAAGAUCAAAAUUUGAGCACAACGUAAAAAACACAGUUAUGCUAGCGACAUUUAGUAUAACACUAUUCAUUCAAAUAAUUUCAGUUCUUCUCUCACUGAGCACCGAUUACAAAGUUUUCCUUGCUCAUUUCAUGACGAGUUGAGUUUUAUUUGCUAAACAAGAUCCUGAUGCUUUGCCUAAAUAUUUGAUAGUUGUGUGUGCCAAGUGCAGAAGAGGUAUUGGUAUUCAUCGAAUUCUGAUGGCAAGACACCUAGACUAUGUACUGACUAUAUAUUAAAAUUGAACUCCAGUUUGUUGAAGCAGACAUGCAGGACGGUGGAAACUGAAAAUAGUCUGAAUCAACUUCAUGAUUCGAAAGUGCUCACUUAAAUGAUUCUUAUCCUUAAAUUUAUUCUGAUCAAUCUCGAUCUAUUUUCACGACAAUUAACACUAGUUUUGGCCUGUUCAAAUACACAUCACUUCCAUUUGCUUCAAGUUGUUCUCCAGCUACAUUUCAGAAAGUGAUGAAUAAUGUGGUGAGUAAUCACGAAAUUGUUGAAGUUCAUCAAGAUGAUCUCACUGUUCUUAUUUCUGAUAAAAUAGUUCAUGAUCAGAAACUUAACGCUUUCUAGCGGUAUUUAACUGAGAAAUAUAUUACGGAUCUUCCAAACUACGUUUCACGCGAACUUGCUGUUGCUUAACUCGGUUAUGCAGAAAUUCUGAGAGAAGAAUCGGCUGUUCUGAGCUAUAAAAUGACUUUAUUGCAAGAUUUGUUUUUUAUACGCUCAUACGCAUUCACCAUCUUUUUUCUGACUAGCUCUUCGUAUUUCCGUACUAUACUGUUUUUUCCAUCUUGUUUUGCGUUUUCUUUACUGAUUUUUAUUCUUGAAAUUGAUUGCAGUUAUUUUUACCACAUGGUGUGUGGCUUUGGGAUCCUAAGUAUUUCCAGGAUGUCAUUGAAUUUUAAGAAACAGCUCCAUCUUUCCUUU
Molecule: messenger RNA, 7768 nt
Organism: Schistosoma curassoni
Lineage: Eukaryota; Metazoa; Platyhelminthes; Trematoda; Strigeidida; Schistosomatidae
Source: the annotation of a GenBank genome assembly